AUGAUUUCAGAGAAUCGUCUCAGAGAAAGUGAAAGUUAACGGGACAGACUGAGCUCAGAGCUGCUGUGACUGCUGACACUUCACCAACAGGCUCUGCAGGAAGCUCCUGACAAUGGCAGCAUUAAGAAGAAGUGAGAGUCUAGUACGGUUUCUUGAUUUUUCUGAAUCAACAACAAAACCUAUGAGACAUGCAGCUUCAUUCAUCUCAGCGUUUGACGUCAGUGAACCAAAGAUGAGACAGAUUGUAGGAGAGUUUCACAAGAUCGUUGAUGAAGUGAAAAAGAUGCAGCAGAAGACAGAUGAACAGAGAACAGCAGGAGCUUUUGUUGGAGGAGUAGGAGGAGUAGGACUCGGAGUCAUGAUCCUUGCAGCUCCAUUAACUGGGGGGCUGAGCUUAUUGGCAGCAGGAGGACUAGCUGCUGCUGUUGUUGUGGCAAAUGAAACAAAAACAAGAGAAGAGAAAGAAAGUGUACGUAAAGUUGAAGAGCUGGGGAAAGAAUUCAUGGAGAUUGUUGAAUCGCUGAAGAACAACCUGGAAGAAAUAAAGACGACGUGUGAAGAGCUGGAGAAAAGGUCAGCUGGAGGUCAGGCUGCAGACACUCUGUCAGACAUGAAGGAGUUUCAGAGGAUUCUUGGACGAGUGUCUGAGCGGAGAAGAAGGACUGGAGAAGUUUUGGUUGUGACUGUAACAGUGCUGAAGGUGAUUGGUAACAUGUUACAGCUCGUCCUAAGUGUCUUCAGAGUGACUGCGACUCCUGAAGAGGAUCAGGAGUUAAGAGACUCCAUCAGACAAUCAGCUGUUCAGUGUCAGAAGGUCAUUAAUGCGUUUGAUCAGAUGAAGAAGGAACUGUCAGUCAUAAGGGAGGAGACAAAAUCGUUGGAGCAAGUAGAAGCCGACGUGCCGUCCUCCUGAGGAAAAUGUGUGUGAGGACAAAAGGACACACUAAAGUCUGUUUCCUCUGAUCAUGUUACACUGUUAGAUCUGUGAUGACAUCAGCAGGAGGAGAGCUAGUUAGCAUUAGCUGCUAAUAGUGAAAAGGAGUCCUGGGUGAAGGUAAAUUAUAACCUCCGCAUGAUGCGUUCACUGUCAUCUUGUUAAAUGCUUUUUGUGUGUGUGUGUUCAAAUUCCAGCUGUUUGAUGUGUGGAUGUUU
Molecule: messenger RNA, 1152 nt
Organism: Epinephelus lanceolatus (giant grouper)
Lineage: Eukaryota; Metazoa; Chordata; Actinopteri; Perciformes; Serranidae
Source: RefSeq, a predicted model, not a curated record